AUGGCUGAACUUGCACGCACGCUCCCAGCCUCCUGGUAUUGUAGCCUCCCGCUCUAUCAGCUCGAGAAACGGGCUGUGUUCUUGAAGGCUUGGUAUUUGCUCGGUCCUGUGACGAGAUUCCGCAAUGUUGGCGAAAUAGUGAACUAUGAGAUAGCUCAGCAGCCAAUACUGGCGGUUCGGGGUUUUGAUGAAGCUGCUUUGCCUACCUUUAAAGAAAUUAAGGUCAUGUGUGCGAGAACGGCAUGUCGAGAGCGGCCUUUGCGUCAUCAUGUUACUCCCACGGGUCUUCUCUUUGCGACCCUGUCUGAUGAUGCACCGAGUUUCCACGAGUAUUUCCCAGAGUUAGAGCCGUUGCUUCAAAGAGUAGAUUUCACCAAGCUACCACUCAGGCGCAGCAUCAAGUACGAGGGGCGUUUCAACUGGAAGACGAUGGUUGAUGGCUAUCAAGAAUGUCUACACUGUCAAUAUACGCAUCCAUCGUUUUCGGUGUACUAUCCUCCUACCUGGUACAAAGUUCACAACCACAAGAACUUCUCACAGCAUAUUGCAGACCCCAAGAAACCAGAUGAUGGCCUAUUCCUUUACUUCUUCCCGAACUGCACCUUGAAUGUGUACGGCGGAGGAAUGUCUUCAUUUCGGGUUUGCCCAACGGAGGACCCCAAUGUAAGCCGAAUGGAGUUCGACUACUACCACAUGGAGACUGGCGAGAAAUUCGAAGAGUACUAUCGAUUUGUACGCCAGGUAGCUACGGAAGACUAUGAGCUGUGUGAAAAGGCACAGGAAAAUCUUACCAAAGGCGUAUACCGCGAGGGAAUCCUGAAUCCCGAAAAGGAGAAUGGUGUAUCUUUCUACCAAGGUCGCGUGUUUGAACUUGUUUGCCAACAGCAUGCAUUGGAUCGGUUGCAGGAGGCCAAAGUCGAAGCCAAACCGGCAGGCCAAGAGCCAGCAUUGGGAAGCAUUCAGACAGCUGCGUGAUCGACCGACCUGGUUGGAGACCGGAGAAUGGCAACCGGACCGACGGUGGAGAGGUGGCUGAUGCUGAUGCUGAUGCUGCAGUUUAAAAUUGCCCUUUCAAGCACUAGGUAGAGAUAAGGCCGUAGCACGUCUAGCAGCAUUAAUAGAACACAACCUAAUCCACGAGAAACGAAUGAAUGGACGAGCCUACUCCUUUUGGCCAUUAAUUAUUAGCAAUGCUUCAGGAAAACUGCACCAAAUCCGGCAAGUCGCAUGAAGAGGGGGGGGGGGAUUCAGAGCUAAAUCUGCCGCUCAGUUAGUCUGAUCGAUGCCAA
This is a messenger RNA of Aspergillus ochraceoroseus IBT 24754, 1289 nucleotides long. RefSeq names its product aromatic ring-hydroxylating oxygenase subunit alpha. The record is from RefSeq and is a predicted model, not a curated record. Bases 1 to 975 code for a protein of 324 amino acids. Gene Ontology annotation, molecular function: iron ion binding; 2 iron, 2 sulfur cluster binding. NCBI's taxonomy places the organism in Eukaryota, Fungi, Ascomycota, Eurotiomycetes, Eurotiales, Aspergillaceae. The transcript has 5 exons.